Messenger RNA from Lizanozyma spartinae, 1026 nucleotides. RefSeq names its product porphobilinogen synthase (gene HEM2). Lineage: Eukaryota; Fungi; Ascomycota; Pichiomycetes; Serinales; Debaryomycetaceae. The record is from RefSeq and is a predicted model, not a curated record. The transcript has a single exon. Bases 1 to 1026 code for a protein of 341 amino acids. Gene Ontology annotation, molecular function: porphobilinogen synthase activity; zinc ion binding. Gene Ontology annotation, biological process: heme biosynthetic process. Gene Ontology annotation, cellular component: cytosol.
AUGGUACAUGAAGCCGAAUUCCUUCCCUCAACGGGAACAUCCAUCCUGUCGGUGUUGCAAGGUGGUUACAACCAUCCAUUGGCCAGAGAAUGGCAGGAAGAACGUCCAUUGACUAAAAGUAUGUUCAUAUACCCAUUGUUCAUAACUGACUCUCCAGAUGACGAGACAGAGAUCCCAGCGUUGCCCAAUAUCAAACGUUAUGGUAUCAACAAGUUGAUUCCUUACGUGAAGACUUUGGUGGACAAAGGUUUGCGUGCUGUGAUUCUCUUUGGAGUACCUUUGAAAGACGGAGUGAAGGAUGAAGUAGGAACUGCCGCUGAUGAUCCAGAAGGUCCAGUCAUCAUGGCUAUUAAGGCAUUAAGACAAAACUUUCCUGAUUUAUAUAUCAUGUGUGAUGUUUGCUUGUGUGAAUAUACUAGCCAUGGCCAUUGCGGAAUAUUGUAUAAGGAUGGCUCCAUCAAUAGAGAAACCCUGGCUUUAAGAAUCGGUGCUGUUGCCGUCAAUUAUGCUAAGGCAGGUGCCAAUUGUGUUGCUCCAAGUGAUAUGGUAGAUGGAAGAAUUAAAGAUAUUAAAACUGGCCUUAUUAGUGCAGGAUUGGCCCAUAAAUGUCUUCUCAUGUCUUAUGCUGCAAAGUUUCUGGGUAAUCUUUAUGGUCCUUUCAGAGAUGCUGCUGGUAGUGCUCCUAGUCAUGGGGAUCGUAAGGCUUAUCAAUUACCACCUGGUGGUGCUGGUUUGGCUCGUCGUGCUUUGAUUAGAGAUAUGGAUGAAGGUGCUGAUGCAGUGAUAGUCAAACCUUCAACCUUCUAUUUGGACAUUGUUAGCGAUGCCUCCAGACUUUGUGAAAACUAUCCCAUUUGUGCCUACCAUGUUAGUGGAGAAUAUGCUAUGUUGCAUGCAGCUGCUGAGAAGGGUAUUGUGGACUUGAAGGGAAUUGCAUUUGAAAGCCACCAAGGGUUUGUCAGAGCAGGUGCCAGACUUAUCAUCAGCUAUUUCACUCCCGAGUUCUUGGACUGGUUAGACAUGUAA